CGUCCUUUUCUCUUCCCCCUCCCCAUUUCCUACCUUUUUAUAUAAUCCCAAUACAUGAACCUGCGGAGGAAAAAAAUUUCAUCUUUUUCUUCAAACCAUAUUCGUUCAAAGUUAUGAUCUUGAUUCUCUAUGCCAGAGCCUUAGUCUUCUCCCCCCAGGCCAAUGGAAUCUGAUAGCUUCCAACUGCAACGCCCGACUUCUUCUACCGAUCUACCUCACGCCGCCACCACGACUACCACCCGUUGCUUCCUCUCUGGGUUUUAUUGCUGGGGCUGGGAAUUCUUAACGGCUCUCUUGCUUUUUAGUUAUCCUUACUAGAACUUGUAUUUUUCUCCUUUAAUUUCUCUCUUCUUUUUCUGGGUUUUAAGAAAAGUAGUAGUAGUAGUAGUAAGAAGGUGGUGGUAGGUGAGGAGGAAAUCGGGAAGAAAUGGCGCAGAGGUCUGUUCCGGCGCCGUUUUUGACGAAGACGUACCAGUUGGUGGAUGAUCCGAUCACCGACGAUGUUAUCUCCUGGAGUGAUACCGGCAAUACCUUCAUCGUCUGGAAAACUGCUGACUUCGCCAAAGAUUUGCUUCCUAAUUAUUUCAAGCACAAUAACUUCUCCAGCUUCGUUCGUCAACUCAACACCUAUGGAUUCCGAAAGAUUGUGCCCGACAAAUGGGAGUUUGCUAACGAGUACUUCCGCCGGGGACAGAAAGAGCUGCUCUCCGAGAUACGACGCCGUAAGACCUUCAGCCCGUCGCCCACUCCGGCUGGUGGAAAUAACGCGGGCGCCGGCCUUAUUUCUCCCUCCAACUCUGGCGAGGACCUGGGCUCCAGCUCCACGUCAUCUCCGGACUCCAAGAACCCAGGCUCGGUGGAGACGGCCGGCACGCCUCAAUUCGCCGACUUAUCGGACGAGAACGAGAAACUGAAGCGAGACAAUCAGAUGCUGAGCUCGGAGCUGGCACACGCCAAGAAGCAAUGCGACGAGCUGAUCGCUUUCCUGACGGAGUACGUGAAGGUUGGGCCCGACCAGAUCAAUCGCAUUAUGCGGCAAGGGAACUGCGGGUCCAUUUUUGAUGGUCCAGGGGGUGUGGCCCCCGGCGGGGAUGACGGCGACGGCGAAGGCGAAGGCUUGAAACUGUUCGGGGUGUGGGUCAAGGGAGAGAAACGAAAGAGGGACGACGAUGAGAACAUGGGUUUCAGUGGGACCCAGUUGAAAGGAACGAAGAAGGUUCAAUUCCAUACCCCGGUGCUGAAGAGCAGCAGGGUGUGCGAGUAACAAGCAAAAAAAGUGGUGUACGAUGGUGGGGAAGAAAAGAAAGAAGGUUCUUGAUUGGUAGGUGAUUGGAAUAAUAAAAGCAAGGAUGUUUUUGGAAGAUGAUGGAGAGAUCAAAAGGCAAACGGCUCCUCCCUCUAUCACCCUUUCAUUUAUUACGAGGUUGUUGUUCUUCUGCUGUUACUUCAUAGAUGAUGAUCCAUCAACUCUAUACCGUGUAAACUUUGCUUCUAAAUUUUUCUAUCAUCUGCUUAAUUUUU
This is a messenger RNA of Carica papaya (papaya), 1521 nucleotides long. RefSeq names its product heat shock factor 4 (gene HSF4). Gene Ontology annotation, molecular function: RNA polymerase II cis-regulatory region sequence-specific DNA binding; DNA-binding transcription factor activity. NCBI's taxonomy places the organism in Eukaryota, Viridiplantae, Streptophyta, Magnoliopsida, Brassicales, Caricaceae. Gene Ontology annotation, cellular component: nucleus. The record is from RefSeq and is a predicted model, not a curated record. Gene Ontology annotation, biological process: regulation of transcription by RNA polymerase II.